AUUACCUUUUAUGGACAUCGUGAGGAGUCCCGCGAACGUUAAUAAAACUAAUGUGGGUUUGGCUCGUGGUGCUGCAUUCACCGCACACAACUGGGGCAGAGACAUUCUUGCAAGAACUCCUGACAGACACACCCAACACUCACCUGACCAGACAUGGAUGAAGACAUCGCUGCCCUCGUUGUUGACAACGGCUCCGGCAUGUGCAAAGCCGGUUUCGCCGGAGACGAUGCCCCCCGUGCUGUCUUCCCCUCCAUCGUUGGUCGCCCCAGACACCAGGGUGUGAUGGUGGGAAUGGGACAGAAGGACAGCUACGUGGGAGACGAGGCCCAGAGCAAGAGAGGCAUCCUGACCCUGAAGUACCCCAUCGAGCACGGCAUCGUCACCAACUGGGACGACAUGGAGAAGAUCUGGCAUCACACCUUCUACAACGAGCUCCGUGUUGCACCUGAGGAGCAUCCAGUCCUGCUGACUGAGGCUCCACUCAACCCCAAGGCCAACAGGGAGAAGAUGACACAGAUCAUGUUCGAGACCUUCAACACUCCUGCCAUGUAUGUGGCCAUCCAGGCCGUCUUGUCACUGUAUGCCUCCGGUCGUACCACAGGUAUUGUGCUGGACUCUGGUGAUGGUGUCAGCCACACUGUGCCCAUCUAUGAGGGUUACGCUCUGCCUCACGCCAUCCUCCGUCUGGAUCUGGCUGGCAGAGAUCUGACCGACUAUCUGAUGAAGAUCCUCACUGAGAGAGGCUACAGCUUCACCACCACUGCCGAGCGUGAGAUUGUGCGUGACAUCAAGGAGAAGCUGUGCUACGUGGCUCUGGACUUUGAGCAGGAGAUGCAAACGGCAGCUUCCUCUUCCUCUCUGGAGAAGAGCUACGAGCUUCCUGACGGACAGGUCAUCACCAUCGGCAACGAGAGGUUCCGCUGCCCUGAGGCGCUCUUCCAGCCUUCAUUCCUUGGUAUGGAGUCCGCUGGCAUCCAUGAGACGACCUUCAACAGCAUCAUGAAGUGCGACGUGGACAUCCGUAAAGACCUGUACGCCAACACUGUGCUGUCUGGUGGCACCACCAUGUACCCCGGCAUCGCUGACCGCAUGCAGAAGGAGAUCACCUCCCUCGCCCCACCCACCAUGAAAAUCAAGAUCAUCGCUCCCCCAGAGAGGAAGUACUCCGUCUGGAUCGGCGGCUCCAUCCUGGCCUCCCUCUCCACCUUCCAGCAGAUGUGGAUCAGCAAGCAGGAGUAUGACGAAUCCGGCCCCUCCAUCGUCCACCGCAAGUGCUUCUAGAAAGCUCCUCAUCCUUCUCUGCCCCAGCUGGAAAGUUGACAUGCUUUCAAUGGUUCCAUCCAACUAGAACAGUCUCUGGUUUAUUUUGCAUGAACGGACUAAAAGAUGAACAACACGCAAGAUGAAUCGAGCGACUGUUUUAAUUUAAAUGUCUCAGCUCGGCAGAUCCACAGCAACUCUCUGAACCUCCUCCAAACACACAUUCCUCUGACUCUGCUCACAGCUUUCUCUCCUUCUGGUGAUUAACUACUGAUGGUCAAAGAAAACAAACAGUAUUAUCACUGAACAUCUUUUUCUACCUGUGUCUGUCUACCUCUUCAACAAUCCAGUGCAUCAAUAUUUGGCUUUUCUCCUCAUCUGUUCUGUUGAUUGGACUCUGUAAGAGUCGAGCUGUAUCAAUACUCCACAGGAGUGUUUACUUAUCAAUAAAGUGCCAACAUUUGAUGUUUA
This is a messenger RNA of Epinephelus fuscoguttatus (brown-marbled grouper), 1731 nucleotides long. Its product is annotated as actin, cytoplasmic 1. The record is from RefSeq and is a predicted model, not a curated record. Bases 154 to 1281 code for a protein of 375 amino acids. Lineage: Eukaryota; Metazoa; Chordata; Actinopteri; Perciformes; Serranidae. The transcript has 9 exons.